UGCCUCGGUGGAAACUAGACCAGUGAGCGGUCGCGCAUCUGGAUGCACCCAUUGCCUGUACUUUUCCUUGUGCAAUAAGCUUUAAUCGUUGAUAAAAUUUAUCUGGUUAAAGUAGCUCUAUUAUUCAGCAUCUAUCAGUAUAUUUCUAUCUGUUUCUAUCAUUUAUCAACGAAGAUUAGCAGAAGAUAUUGCUGUUGCCAUUAUAUUCUUUUUCAAAAAUGGCUACUGCUGAUGAUGACACAAUAAUAGAUCAAACUUUGUCAGACAGAUUGUUGGAGAAGGGACGAAAGUCACCAUUUCUGAUUGCAAGUUUGAUAAGUUUAGCGGGAAUCUGUGGCUACGGUGCCUAUUCUUUUAGGAAGCGAAAGAUAUCUACACAGUUAUAUUUAAUACAACUUCGAGUUGCUGCACAAGGAACAGCAAUAGCUUGCUUGACAAUAGGAAUGGGAUAUCACAUGAUAAAGAAGCACAUUUUGCACGAUGAGAAUGAACCGUGAUGCUGAAUGUCAUGUUAAUAGCUUGAUUAUUUAUUAAAAUAACUUAGCAGAAAUGUAAAAAAUAUGUAGUAAUGAUUUAUGAAAAAAUGUAACAUAUGAAAUUUAUUUUACUACAAGUUUCACUGAUAUAAAUUCUGUUUCUAGUAACACAUGUUCCAGUAACACCUCUCAAUAAAGCCCAGUUAAUUCUCUA
Messenger RNA from Solenopsis invicta (red fire ant), 690 nucleotides. Its product is annotated as HIG1 domain family member 1A, mitochondrial. Gene Ontology annotation, cellular component: mitochondrion. The record is from RefSeq and is a predicted model, not a curated record. Bases 219 to 497 code for a protein of 92 amino acids. The transcript has 3 exons. Lineage: Eukaryota; Metazoa; Arthropoda; Insecta; Hymenoptera; Formicidae. Gene Ontology annotation, biological process: mitochondrial respirasome assembly.